This is a messenger RNA of Tachysurus vachellii, 456 nucleotides long. It is a transcript of the gene glipr2, whose product is annotated as GLI pathogenesis-related 2. The record is from RefSeq and is a predicted model, not a curated record. NCBI's taxonomy places the organism in Eukaryota, Metazoa, Chordata, Actinopteri, Siluriformes, Bagridae. Gene Ontology annotation, cellular component: extracellular region.
AUGCCCCCUAAUGUUCCAACAGGAGAUAAAAGUGAGUUCCUGCAGGCUCACAAUGAAUACCGUAGUAAGCAUGGAGCACCACCUCUUACACUGGAUCCCAAGCUUAACCUUUCUGCUCAGGCAUGGGCUCAAACACUGCUGUCGAUCAACCUUAAAAAUAGCAAUACCAAAGCUGGAUAGAACCUGUACUAUACAUACAGCUCACCACCCAAAAAGUUCCAGGCAAGGCGUGUAGCGGUGGACAGCUGGUACAAUGAAAUUAAGAAAUAUGACUAAGAACCGGGAUUCAGUUCUGGAACAGGUCACUUCACACAGGUGGUUUGGAAGGACUCUAAGCAGCUGGGUGUUGGGCUAGCCACAGAUGGGACUACAACCUUUGUGGUGGGCCAGUACUUACCAGCAGGCAAUAUUGGCAAUGCUGGCUACUUUGAAAAGAAUGUCCUACCACUGCAAUAG